Miscanthus lutarioriparius is the source of this 1185-nucleotide messenger RNA. NCBI's taxonomy places the organism in Eukaryota, Viridiplantae, Streptophyta, Magnoliopsida, Poales, Poaceae. The record is from the annotation of a GenBank genome assembly.
AUGACGACCACGUCGUGCGAGGCCAGCAUGGAGAAAGGGAGGGUGCCGACAGCCGCCACACAAGGGCACCACACGGGGAUGAUUGGUAGAGGUCGAUGCCGGCAAAUACGUCCGCGCCAACUGGCUCGCAGCCCUCCCCGACAAGAGGCAGAGGAGGCCCUCAACGGCCGGAAAACGACCAGGGAGAGCAGCACAGAGGGGAGGGUGCACACGGCCACGCAGCCCCGCCGCCGGCAUGCCCGCGGCCAAACUGCGCGCACCACGCUGAUGUUGGGCCCCUGCACGCGCACGCAUAGAAUGAGCACGCAGCCCCGCCGUCGGCUCGCCCUCGGCCAAACCACGCGCCCCACGCCGCUGCAGGGCCACCCUCAGAUCUGGACCGAGACGGAGCCACCGAAACUCCUCACUGGCCGCGAACAACGAGCAGGAGGAGCGGCUGCGCCGACGCAGGACACCGAAACCGGGUCACGGCCGGCAGCACCGAGCGUCAGUGCGCCGCAUGCCGCGACCUGGCCGCGUGCCCAGGCGCCCGCCUGCCACAGCAGCAACAGGCCGCGCCCGCAGCGCGAGGGCACGCCGCCACCGCGCUCACGACCGCCCGCAGCGUUGUAUGCGGGGCGAGCCCGUAGUGAUGCCGCAGCUCAGGCUAGACGCCGUAGUACUGGGCGCCGGAUACGGAGGUGGGGAAGGUGGAUCCAGUCACGGGGAGGCCGGAUCCGCCCUGCCGGCCAUCUGAGCCAGCCGGAGACGGGGAAGAAAGGGGCAGCCGCCGGCGCUAUCGGGGUAGAGGAAAAUGGCAGAUCCGGUCACCGGCGUUCCGGAUCCGCGCGGCCGGCUGCUGCUGCGCACGCCACGAGGAGACCGGAGGAGGCGAUGGAGGGAGAAGGGCCGGAGCAACGCGCAGCCGUCAAGCCGCACCAUGGGCUGAGCACACGCCCGGAGAGACCUCGCCGCCGCCGUCCUUGGGAGCUGCACGGGCUUCCGGCGGCUGCCUCCAGCAGCAACGAGGCGCAGCUGUGCUGGCGAGGGGCUGCGGCGGCUGGGUCACCUUGUCAAAUAAAUCCUUCUAAGAAGGCUGACACUAAUCUUGUUAGAGAAAUCUAUUCUCCAAACCCUAACCCAACCUCACUCAAACUCGUGAAGCCUACUGGAAUUAGAGAGAAGGGUAAAGAGGUCAAGCAAUAA